Molecule: messenger RNA, 3428 nt
Organism: Hemicordylus capensis (graceful crag lizard)
Lineage: Eukaryota; Metazoa; Chordata; Lepidosauria; Squamata; Cordylidae
Gene: NDUFS8
Product: NADH:ubiquinone oxidoreductase core subunit S8
Exons: 7
Coding region: 16-834 (272 amino acids)
Biological process (GO): mitochondrial respiratory chain complex I assembly; mitochondrial electron transport, NADH to ubiquinone
Cellular component (GO): membrane
Molecular function (GO): NADH dehydrogenase activity; 4 iron, 4 sulfur cluster binding
Source: RefSeq, a predicted model, not a curated record
AGGCGGUGCCUAUGGAUGCGCACGCGCACUAUCUCUGUCCUGUGCUGUGACCGGGCCGGGUUAGCCCCGCCCAAUAGGUGGAAGACCAGGAGGUCCCCUGUGAGUUCUAUCUCUGUGCUAUGUAGCUUUUCGUCUCGUGCUGUGUCUUUGGGUUGCCUGAGUGUGAGCAGCGUUCGGAAUACAAGGAAUCCUCAGUUCAAGUUGAAAAUGCCUGUGCUCUGGAUAAUGCGCCGAGCUUCCCAAACAGGGACUCCAGUGUGCCUGAGCUUUGCCCGACACCUCAGCUGCACAGCUCCAAGAGCUUCCUACAAAUAUGUGAAUUUAAAGGAAGAGAAAACUGAUAUGAAAUCUAUGACUGACAAGGCUGCACAGACACUCCUGUGGACAGAGCUCGUCCGAGGCUUGGCAAUGACCUUGAGCUACCUGUUUAGGGAACCUGCCACUAUCAACUAUCCCUUUGAGAAGGGCCCCCUCAGCCCACGCUUCCGUGGGGAACAUGCCCUGCGCAGGUACCCUUCUGGAGAGGAGAGAUGCAUUGCUUGCAAGCUGUGUGAGGCCGUUUGCCCUGCCCAGGCAAUCACCAUUGAGGCGGAGCCCCGUGCUGAUGGCAGCCGCAGAACGACUCGCUAUGACAUUGACAUGACCAAGUGCAUCUACUGUGGAUUCUGCCAGGAAGCCUGUCCCGUUGAUGCCAUUGUGGAGGGCCCCAACUUUGAAUUCUCUACUGAGACACAUGAGGAGCUUCUGUACAACAAGGAGAAGCUGCUUAACAAUGGUGACAAGUGGGAAGCAGAGAUCGCUGCUAACAUACAGGCUGACUACUUGUACCGAUGAUGGUGUACUUACCUCAACCAUCACACAUCCUAACCAGCCAGUUCAGCCGAAGCCAAGCCUGCAAUAAAGGGCAUGCACCCAUUGUCUGUGUCCCUGUGUCUUGAGGAAGGCUUAUAGCCAAGCCUGUUGGAAAUAGAUAGAAUGCACAGUCAUCCUUGUUUUCUCCCUCAGCCCAGCCUGUGAGGCCCACCACCUUUUUCUUUUCAAUUUGAGAGUUCCAGUUACUGUACCUGGGGGGAACUUAAGGGGCACUGUAAGGAUAUUGGCUAGGAAGAGGUGAUGUAUGGCAGGUCAGGGGAGAGACAGACAGAGGGGAAUCCAACUCCGUUCUUCUGCAUCUCCUCUCUCUCCACUUGCAUUCUGAUUGCUUCAGGAGACAAGUAGCACAAGUGUGUUCUGAAUGUUUGAAUUGGUUUUCAAGAGAAUAGAAAAAGGUUGCUCUGGUAAAAAGAUGGGAUCCUUGGGAAUUAGCAGGUAUCCUCUGCAGUGAGCAUCUUGUCGGGACAUUUGUGUCAACCUUAAUGGGUUCAGGAGGGUCUUGCAUUCAGCAUAUUAAAAAAUAUUCAUUUGGGAAAUCAGUACUUGCUCCUUGACCCCUUUCAGAUAUUUUAUUCAGUCCUAGUGAGAUCUUGUCUGCCUUUUUGGAGGUAGUGUACUCUGAUCAAUGUUAUGUAGCCCAGCUCUUGAUUCAUAGGGUUGGCUUUCCUUUUCUUCAUGUUGAUGUGCUAUGUUGUACUUGGACUGAAGGGGCUCCAGCAGGCUUCUCAGGAGUGGGUUGUACUCUUUCUGAAUUCUGAUGGAUUAAGCAGCCUUCAAGAAACAAAGGGCACUCUAGCUGUUAAAGACAAAUCCAAAAUGACCAGCAUGAGUUUGUCUCAUUUGCAGCAUUCUGUUCUCAGUUUAAGAGUCAAAGCAGCUGCUCUUUCUGUUUUAAUGGAGAGCCUGCUACAAACUGGUUCACAGAGCUGCUAGGAAUAUGUUAAGUGACACUUGCUCUAUGAAACAGUAGGACUCAAUUUCUUACUCUGAUUAUCAGUUAGCACUGAUAAAGCCACUUACACUUUGAAAACAAGAUGUUUACUGGGGGUGGAUAUAGGAAAGGUCUGAAUGAAAGAAUAGUGGGUACAAGGCAAACAAAAACAUCAAAUCUUUCUAUCAGCAAGAUCAAGAUACAUUUAUGAGGGGGAUCUCCUCACAAUGCAAGGGCCUGCUGAUGCACUAUCAUAGAUAGAAUGUUAAUAGGAUCACCAUUAUUGCUUCUAUAGAUUGCUCAAUAAAUUCUAACUCAUAAGACAUUUGUGUGACCUAUUCCCUUACAACUUCAUAAUAGUCUGCAAAACUCAAAUUCUUCCCCUAAGCAUUUGCUCUUUCUCUUUCUUGGGAGCAGGCACACCCUCUCCUGUAAACAACAGAAAGCUUUCGGUGAAAUAGAUUUGACAGCUGAAAGGAGCUACUAUGGAAAGGGAGGAACUGAAUGUCACUGAGGAUGUGUUGAAUUAUGAUAGUCGUCUCCACAGUCCAGCUCAGGAGGGACAGAUUGCAGUGUGCUGGUUGUGUACCUCCAGAAACAUGGAAAUUCUUCUGAACAUUAGCUGUCCUUACCCAUGUAUCCCCUCCCCCAUCUGAUAUAUUUUUAGUGAGAAUGAAUCAGUAUAACUGAACCUACCAAAGAUUGGGGGUGGGAAGGAAGUCAAGAGUCCAUUCAAUGUUUUUCUGCUGGAGAAAAUAAACUUAAAGAUUGUGUAGCUGCUGCUGAGCAGGGCUCCAAGACAAACGAGUUUCUAGCCAUGUAGCUGUUUAAAUCAAGAUGGCCAUGUACUGUAGCUUCUAAUAUAGUCUAAGCUGUAUGCAGGGUGAAGUCCAAACUACCUGGUCUUUAAUUAACAUGCAUACAGUGAAGAGGGAGGAUACACAACUUUGGGAGUGGGCAAUACAUGUUCAUAAAAGCUUUUACUAAGAACUCAGAGAUAGCACUUUCCCUAUCCACAGGCAGCAGCAUCAGAUGUGAGCACCCUAGUUAAUGGACAACAUGAUGCUUACAAUUCCUGGCCGGGGGGUGGGGGGAGGGAUGUAUUUCCUAUGGUGUAGAAGAGCUUCUGUGAAUAAAGUUUGUCCAGAGGUUUCAGCUUCUGCCAUUUCUGGGUUGGAAUAAUUCUGAGCAUGAAAAAUGACUUGACUGGGAUUCACAAUAUUAGUUCCAAGGCCAGCCUAGCACUGGAUGGACUGCCAGCAACUACAGCAGUAGCCCCAGGGCCUUCCAAUGCUAGCUUUAACGCUAUAGCUAGUGUUCUCUCUAAUAACAAAUGCUACAAGUGCCCAAAUUAACACUACUUGCCAUUCUAAUAAUUUAUUUAGGAUAGCGGUCAUUAACAUUUUCAAAUCUCAAAAUGCAUUGUUAGACCUACUUCAAUAUUUGUUUUUGUACAUAGGCCAGUAUUUCUCCUCUUAAGGGUGACUGGAUGCAAAGGAAAGCAGGGUGCCUGUAUUUUUUUAAAUAGAUUUUUGCAGGUGCAGCUUGGCAUGCAAGAGAGAAAAAGCCACACUUACCAACAUUUGUUCUAAUCUAUCAAAAAUAAAGGAACGUUAUCCUCUUC